AUGCCAAUCAAACGACUGCCUUUUGAAGAGUGGACUCAUCUGAAGGGCUUACCGUUGGCCGACCCUAACUUCGUCAGUCCACAAGGAGUUGAUAUUUUGCUGGGAAAUGACGUCUACGAUGAGCUGAUGUUAGGAGAAGUGCAUCGAGGAAUACGUGGUAUGCCUCUGGCGCAUAAUACGCAUUUCGGAUACAUUGUAUCAGGAAAAACGAAUCAAGAAGAUGGUAGGAGAUCGUCCUACACCAUAACGGAACGAAAGAAAGAAGCUGAUGAGAUACUUGAACAAUUGUUAUGUAAGUUUUGGGAGCUAGAACAAUUCGACGAGGAGCCACGUGGGGUUUCAGAAGAGGAUAACUGGUGCGAAGAUUUCUUCGUUAAGACACAUAGCCGAAUGCCGUCUGGGAAAUAUGUUACGGUUGCGUACCGAUACGAGUUUGAAGAACGCUUGGGUCAAAUGGAACGUGUAACGUCACGGACUAGUAAGACGGGUAAUCCUGCAUUGGGGGGAGUCGAUCAUUGUUACCUACCGCAUCACCCAGUCAUAAAGGAAUCGUCAUCAACUACGAAGGUACGAGUUGUCUUCGAUGGAUCGAGCAAGACGAGUAAUGGAAAAUCACUUAAUAAGAUUCUAGCAAUAGGUCCAAAAUUGCACGGAAAAAAAUUCUUCAAGGAAUCAUUCUCAAUUGGCGAGGGCUAA
Drosophila willistoni is the source of this 696-nucleotide messenger RNA. RefSeq lists its product as uncharacterized. The record is from RefSeq and is a predicted model, not a curated record. The coding region runs from base 1 to 696 and encodes 231 amino acids. The transcript has 2 exons. Lineage: Eukaryota; Metazoa; Arthropoda; Insecta; Diptera; Drosophilidae.